AUGUCAAGUCACACAGGUAGCCAUGGGUCCCAUCAUCACCAUCAUCACCAUGGUUCGCACGGACAGGAGCAACGUAUUGGCAAAUAUCAAAUAAUCAAGACACUUGGGGAAGGCUCUUUUGGGAAAGUGAAGCUGGCGUACCACGUCACUACAGGCCAGAAAGUGGCUUUGAAGAUCAUCAACAAGAAGGUUUUGGCCAAGAGUGACAUGCAAGGUCGCAUCGAGCGAGAAAUCUCGUAUCUCCGGCUGCUCAGACAUCCACAUAUCAUCAAGCUUUACGAUGUAAUCAAGUCAAAAGACGAAAUUGUGAUGGUUAUCGAAUACGCUGGUAAUGAACUGUUUGACUACAUUGUGCAACGCGAUAAGAUGAGUGAGAAUGAAGCACGUCGGUUCUUCCAACAGAUUAUCAGUGCUGUGGAAUACUGUCAUCGUCACAAGAUCGUACACCGGGAUCUGAAGCCCGAGAACUUGCUUCUAGACGAGCAUCUCAACGUCAAGAUCGCAGAUUUUGGGUUGUCCAAUAUUAUGACAGAUGGUAAUUUCCUAAGAACGUCGUGUGGGUCGCCCAAUUACGCGGCUCCUGAAGUUAUCAGCGGGAAACUAUACGCAGGGCCCGAAGUCGACGUAUGGUCGUCUGGGGUUAUUCUGUACGUGAUGUUGUGUCGUCGUCUGCCGUUCGACGACGAGAGCAUCCCAGUGUUGUUCAAAAACAUUAGCAACGGUAUCUACACUUUGCCCAAGUUUUUGUCGCCAGGUGCCUCUAAUUUGAUCAAACGGAUGCUGAUCGUCAACCCACUCAACAGAAUUACAAUUCACGAGAUAAUGCAGGACGAAUGGUUCCGGGUUGAAAUGUCCGAGUAUUUACUGCCCGCUGACUUACGAUCAGAAGGUGACGCACAUAACGAAGGCGAUCAUCACGGUCAAGGCGACGAAGAAGAAGUGGAAGAAGUGGAUGAUUCAUUAGUGACCAUGCUAACAAAAACGAUGGGAUACGAUCGAGACGAAAUUUACGAAGCAUUAGAGUCAGAAGAGGAUAAUCCGGCACUCAAAGAAAUUAGAGACGCUUACUCCUUGAUAAAGGAAAACAAGUCCCUGAUCGAUGAUUUGAAGAACAACAGAGACCAAAGCAACGAACUUGACACGUUCUUGUCUCAGUCACCCCCAACUUACGACCAAAAACCACAGCGGUCACCCGCGGGCCCCAAUCCGUCGCAUGGCUCACGAAACCACCGCCAUGUGAAGAGAAGCCAACAGCGCACGUAUCAGUCGCCGUUUGUGGAUCAAGAGAAGGACGAGGACAGCACAAUAGCCAUUUUGCCCAGCUCGCUGCCUCAAAUGCACCGCGCUAACAUGUUGGCGGAAGGUUCUCCUGCUGCUACCAAGAUUUCUCCGCUAAGCACAAAAAAGUCGAAAACCAGGUGGCAUUUCGGGAUCAGGUCUCGUUCUUAUCCGCUGGACGUGAUGGGCGAAAUCUAUAUCGCAUUGAAAAAUCUGGGAGCGCAAUGGGCCAAGCCUUCUGAGGAUGACUUGUGGACCAUUCGAGUGAGAUGGAAAUACGACACCAAACAGCCUGUUAAUGAGAAGAUACCGGAUCUGAUGAAAAUGGUGAUCCAGCUCUUCCAAAUCGAAGCCAACAACUAUUUGGUAGAUUUCAAAUUUGAUGGUUGGGAGAACAGUUAUGGUGAAUCCACCCCGGCUGCUAACGAAGAUGAAAUGAGCACAUUUUCUGCAUAUCCAUUUUUGCAUCUCACCACCAAACUCAUCAUGGAAUUGGCCGUCAACAGUCAAGGUGGCUAG
This is a messenger RNA of Lachancea lanzarotensis, 1797 nucleotides long. It is a transcript of the gene SNF1, whose product is annotated as LALA0S09e01354g1_1. The coding region runs from base 1 to 1797 and encodes 598 amino acids. Gene Ontology annotation, molecular function: protein serine/threonine kinase activity; ATP binding. Gene Ontology annotation, cellular component: cytoplasm. NCBI's taxonomy places the organism in Eukaryota, Fungi, Ascomycota, Saccharomycetes, Saccharomycetales, Saccharomycetaceae. The transcript has a single exon. The record is from RefSeq and is a predicted model, not a curated record. Gene Ontology annotation, biological process: intracellular signal transduction; protein phosphorylation.